AUGGCAGCUUCACCAGAAACCGUCCGAAAUUUUUUGAAUGCCCUAAGUCGUCGAAUACGACCAGUAUUCAUCGACCGAAUGGAGUCUUGGUCCGCAUAUGCGCAGAUCAGGGAGAUGAUGUCAGGCGAUCUUCAAGCUCACGACAUGGCAUAUAUCUGCAGAAGAGAAGCAGAACAACAUUAUGAGUCAGUGGACAUCACAGAAAGCGGUUUGGAACGAGCACAUCCUGAUGCGAGAAUUUUCUCUGUGCAAGACGUUACCGCAGGCGAACAUUUGGGACGGCUUUACAUAGAUCCUUAUGACAGAGAGAGCAAGCGAGGUGGAUGGAACACUCUUCUGGGUAGAAGUGGGUUACUUCGUGUUCAUGUUGAUCAGAAUAAUUUAACAGCUUUAGUGGAAUCGCAGUCUCGAGGUUUGGAUAAGUUGGUCUAUCUUGUUGGAUCGGCUAUAGCUCCUACUGAAAAUGCACCAUCAUUACUUCAUUACCAGCAACUACAACAAUUGUUGUUCCAUGUUGGUCGUGCUGUGCAAAUGUUGCUUUCACGAUCGCCGUAUAGAGAUAUCGCGGUUCCGUGGGCACCAUUCUAUGCAAGCGACUGGGAUGCCAUGGAUAUGUUUCCUGCUUUUGUGCAGUUCUUCCUCUACAAACCGUCACUGUUACAGUCACUUAGCUCUCCGCAUUUAAAAAGUGGUGCAACUAUCUCUGAUGAGCAAGCCAAUAACAUCUGCUUGGCUUUAUCAAGGUCAACUCUAUGGGAAUCCUAUCGCUCUCUGUUCUGGUCCGACUUUGAUCUAACCAUCUUUGAGAUGGAGGACAGGAAGCAGAAAUUCUGGUUAGACAUCUAUCGUGAAAUGUCUAGAGAAUACUUUCCCUUUAAACCGGAUAGAAACGAUUAUCAUCCUUGUUCAUUCAUACCUAUCUUUGGACUACAGCCAUAUAUGGGUAUGUAUUAU
Molecule: messenger RNA, 954 nt
Organism: Strongylus vulgaris
Lineage: Eukaryota; Metazoa; Nematoda; Chromadorea; Rhabditida; Strongylidae
Source: the annotation of a GenBank genome assembly